Molecule: messenger RNA, 360 nt
Organism: Venustampulla echinocandica
Lineage: Eukaryota; Fungi; Ascomycota; Leotiomycetes; Helotiales; Pleuroascaceae
Exons: 1
Coding region: 1-360 (119 amino acids)
Biological process (GO): G protein-coupled receptor signaling pathway
Cellular component (GO): heterotrimeric G-protein complex
Molecular function (GO): G-protein beta-subunit binding
Source: RefSeq, a predicted model, not a curated record
AUGCCGUCCUACUCCUCCCGCGACAUGGGCGACCCUUCGCAGAUCAGGAAGAACAAGCAGUCAAUGGCCGACCUGAAAUUGCGUCGUCUGACCGAGUUGAACAACCGUCUGCGAGAAGAUUUGGAACGCGAGCGGAUUCCCGUCUCCCAGGCUGCGGCAAGGUACGUUCGCUUUGGAAACAUAUACCGCGCAAGCAGCGCAGCGCAACACAGCACAGUUAUACUAAUCCAUCCACCCAUUGCAGCAUCAUCUCCUACACCAACAGCACGAAAGACUUCAUGGUCCCAUCCGUCUGGGGCGCCGUCGACAAGAAGGACGACCCCUAUGCGCCGCAACAAAGUGGAGGGUGCUGCACCGUGA